Messenger RNA from Microplitis mediator, 2066 nucleotides. It is a transcript of the gene tank, whose product is annotated as etoposide-induced protein 2.4 homolog. The record is from RefSeq and is a predicted model, not a curated record. NCBI's taxonomy places the organism in Eukaryota, Metazoa, Arthropoda, Insecta, Hymenoptera, Braconidae. The coding region runs from base 586 to 1539 and encodes 317 amino acids. Gene Ontology annotation, cellular component: endoplasmic reticulum. The transcript has 6 exons. Gene Ontology annotation, biological process: macroautophagy.
CAUAAAGAACCAAUAAUUAUUCAUUUAUUAAUAAUAAAAAUUUAUCUAUUUUAGCCUACACCUUAUUAAAUAUUUUAAAUAAUAAUAAACUGACCAUUAAUAAUAAUUAAUACACGAUAUAUUUAUUUUCAAAUUUUUUCCGCUACCUAAUCAAAGAUGGCGCGAAUAUUUAAAUGCGCGCGCAUAUUGUUACUGUCGUCUUUGUUGUAGAAAAGAAAAAAAAAAAAAUAGUCACUGAGAAAUUAUAAUACGAUAAGUGUUUAAAAGAUAUUCAUCAAUUAAAUAUUUAAUUUUCAUAAUGUAGAAUUUAAAUAAAGUUGAUAAGUUUAAAAAAAUUUAUUGUGUAACAUGAAUUUUUAAAAAUACAAUUUAAUAAUUUUUAAUUUUUUAGUUAACUUUUGUUUUUUUUUUCUUUUUCAAUAUUUUGUACUUUACUCAAUAUUUGUACAUAAAUACAUAUAUAAAUAUAUAUACAUAUACAUGAUUUAAAAAACUCGACACUAUCAUUGUAUUCGAUAUGACAAAUAAUUAAAAAUAAAUAAUUUAUUUAAUCAUUGUUUAUUCAACAAUUCGUAUCAAUCAACGAUGGACAAUAUCGCAGGAGUAUUUAGGGCCAUGUACUGCGGGUUCGUGGACAGUUUGAAAGGAGCAAUAGUACUUUUUUAUAUGGACAAACAAAUAAAUGAACGUAUACUUAAAAAUUCACCUGCUAAAAUUUCGCAGCACGUGAAAAAAGAUGGAUUUAAUAAUUCGCCAGUUAAAUCAAAAGAACCGAGAGAAUCAAAAAUAUUGAAACGAACAAUUCAGUGCUGCGCAUUGAAUGGAGGAGUAUUUUGGGCCAGUAUAUUAAUAUUUGAAUGUGGAUUGCUGCCGUCUUUAAAAUAUUUAUUAACAAUAAUAUUUGGGCACUCGCCGGGAAUGGGAAUGGCCGUAUGGUCCUGGACAAAACCAUUUCUGUCAUUGACAUUCGGCACUGUAUGGGUGCUGCCAUUAUUUUUAUUGAGUCGGAUUGUCAAUAGUCUUUGGUUUCAGGAUAUAGCGGACAGUGCAUACCGACACCGACAAGGCAGACCGUUAUUACUGUCAAGUGUAAGUAAAUUAGUGGCAGAUACAUUAUUCAGUAUCCUGGUGCAGGCGUUAUUUUUGGGGCAAGGUAUGCUCGUGUCUCAAGUACCGCUCCCACCAAUUGGGGAACUUUUAGCUCUCAUCCACAUGUGCCUUUUGUAUGCUCUCUAUGCCUUUGAAUACAAAUGGUUCAACAUGGGAUGGGAAUUACACCGUAGACUUACAUUUAUUGAGGGUAAUUGGCCCUAUUUUGUCGGCUUUGGAUUACCAUUAGCUGUAUUAACUCAAUUACCUAAUUCUUACGUAAUAAGUGGCUGUGUAUUUUCAAUUUUAUUUCCAUUAUUUAUUGUAAGUGGAAAUGAAGCUCAACCUGUCACUGGUGUAUGUGACUGCCCAUUAAAAUUAUUUUCGCCGGUCAUUGCAAUAGCCAACACACUAUUCAAUAAAACAAUCGGACCUGUGAAUCGUCGAUGACCUUCACUACGAAAUAGAUAAAUCCUUAAUUAUUUACAAUUAAUUAUUAAUUACUAUUAAUCGCCGCAAUGUAAAUAAAGUCGAUUUAAUACAAUAGCCAUAAAUUUUAUUCCGGAUUGUUUUAUUGUCUUCCGAUUGUUCGAUUUAAUAAAAAUAAUAAUUAUUAUUAUAAUACAUUAAUUCAAUUAAUGUAUAAAAAAUAAUUAAUCGAAAAUACUAGUCACCGAAGACACAAUAAAAUAAAAUAAAAUACUGAAAGCUUAUUAAUUGAACUAAAACGUAAAUCAACAGUUGCCUCACUACUAUUUAAUUAUUAUUAUUAAAUAAAAUUAUUCUGUCAGCUAAUUAAUUUAUUAAUUAAUUAAUAACGACUCAAAUGACAAAGUAAUCUAAUUGUAAAUAAAAUAAUGAUUUAAUUUUUUUUAUACAAAUAGAAAAUUAAUUGCUUUUUACACAAUAAAUGCAAUAAUUAAUAAUAAUUAUAUUGUAUAGAUAAUAUAAUCAUGUUUAUAUACAAAUAUUCAUGG